UCUAACCUCGUGCUAUCUCGUUUUACAAAACAUCGCGAGAACAAAUAGAUGGUGUGCAUAAAAACUUGAGAUUUCGUGAUUCUGAAGGCUUUGCGCGAAAUAUUUAACACUGGGAGAAAGUACACUGCCUAUGACUGAAUGGCUACUUUCUGGAGGGCGUUUCCUUGCAGUAAAGCGGAGCUGGAUCUGGGUCUGACGCUCGCUUGCGGCCAGUCUUUCAGAUGGGCGAAGAUACAAGGUGCACUUACCGGGGUGCUGGCUGGGCGUGUCUGGAGACUGUCACAAACAGACACACACAUCCUCUAUCAGGUUAUCGGACAUGUAGACAACCAACCCUUGCCUUCCCGGCCUGGGAGGAAGAAACAGAAGAGGAAAAGCAAUACUCCGAUUGAGUCCAACAAUGGGAUAGUUGAGAAGAAAAUCAAAUCAGAUGAAAAAGCUGCUACAAAAGAGCAGCCCAAGAUGAUGACACAAGCUAUGACUUCAAAUACAAAAGUGACAAAGAUAAAAACAGAAGAUGGAGAGGAGAUAACUCUGAAGACAGAAGAUGGUUUAGCAGAGGAAAAUAUUGAGGUCUCUAUCCUGCGAGACUAUUUCCAGCUGGACGUGAAGCUAACAGAUCUGUAUGAACAGUGGUGUAAGGAUGAUCCACACUUCAAACAAGUGUCACCCAACUUUACAGGGAUCCGUAUGUUGAGACAGGACCCGGUGGAAAACCUCUUCUCCUUCAUCUGUUCCUCCAAUAACCACAUCUCACGGAUCAGUGGCAUGGUGGAGCGACUGUGUGAGGCGUACAGCGCGCAGCUGUGUGAAGUGUGCGGGGUGACGUACUACGCCUUUCCCACUGUGUCGGCUCUAGCUGGGAAAGGUGUGGAGGAAAGGCUGAGGAAACUGGGUUUUGGUUACAGAGCACGGUACAUCUCUGAGACAGCCCAGUACAUUAUGAAGCAGGGGGGAGAGAGUUGGCUGUAUAACCUCAGGACACUGCCUUAUGAAGAGGCUAAAGCUGAACUCAUAAAGCUCAGUGGGGUUGGAGCAAAGGUAGCAGACUGUGUGUGCCUGAUGUCCAUGGAUAAGACAGGAGCCAUCCCAGUGGACACGCAUGUCUGGCAGAUAGUCAACAGAGACUACAAGCACAAACUGGGCACAACAAAAACACUCACUGACAAAACCUACAAGGAAAUAGGUGACUUCUUCAGACAGUUGUGGGGCCCCUAUGCUGGUUGGGCACAUUCAGUCCUUUUUGCUGCUGAUCUCCGUAAGUUUCAGGAGCUGAAGUCUUCCCCAGAGAAAAAAGGAGACAUAAAGAAGUCGAUGAAGAAGAAAAAGUCCAGAUGACGUCAUCUCAAAGAUGUGACCAUACAGCAUGAUUUCCAUGUACUACCUCAUAGUAUGAUUUAGCAAUAAAACAUACUCUCUCCAA
This is a messenger RNA of Branchiostoma floridae (Florida lancelet), 1423 nucleotides long. Its product is annotated as N-glycosylase/DNA lyase-like. The record is from RefSeq and is a predicted model, not a curated record. The coding region runs from base 139 to 1338 and encodes 399 amino acids. Gene Ontology annotation, biological process: nucleotide-excision repair; base-excision repair; base-excision repair, AP site formation. The transcript is spliced from 8 exons. Gene Ontology annotation, molecular function: damaged DNA binding; 8-oxo-7,8-dihydroguanine DNA N-glycosylase activity. NCBI's taxonomy places the organism in Eukaryota, Metazoa, Chordata, Leptocardii, Amphioxiformes, Branchiostomatidae. Gene Ontology annotation, cellular component: nucleus.